Betta splendens (Siamese fighting fish) is the source of this 1881-nucleotide messenger RNA. RefSeq names its product RNA-binding protein, mRNA-processing factor 2a. Lineage: Eukaryota; Metazoa; Chordata; Actinopteri; Anabantiformes; Osphronemidae. The transcript is spliced from 8 exons. Gene Ontology annotation, molecular function: protein homodimerization activity; mRNA binding. The record is from RefSeq and is a predicted model, not a curated record. Gene Ontology annotation, biological process: negative regulation of smooth muscle cell differentiation. The coding region runs from base 1 to 819 and encodes 272 amino acids.
AUGAUUCUCUCUCGCAACACUACUCUAAUAUCUUCGGAUACCUCGCCGUCAUCGUCCGCACGAGCGCACCUCGGCACAUCUUCUGUCCUGAAGCUCAGACGCCACCAGGACCUUCACUGCAGCUUCAGACGCACUUGGGGGAAAUAUCACACGACGAAGAAAAACCUGAUAGUUUGCGCCGCAGCAGCCGAAGCCGCCGUCACAAUGAGCCUGAAAGCGGACGCGGAGCCGAACAACAACGUUUCCAUCGAGGAGGAGGUGCGAACCCUGUUUGUCAGCGGGCUGCCCGUCGACAUCAAACCGCGGGAACUUUACCUCCUCUUCAGGCCUUUUAAGGGCUACGAAGGGUCACUGAUUAAGUUAACGUCAAAGCAGCCUGUUGGGUUUGUAACUUUUGACAGUCGAUCUGGAGCUGAAGCUGCCAAAAAUGCACUAAAUGGAAUCCGUUUUGACCCCGAAAGUCCCCAGACCCUGCGCUUAGAGUUUGCUAAAGCCAACACGAAGAUGGCAAAGAGUAAGCUGAUGGCCACACCGAACCCCACAAAUAUCCACCCUGCUCUAGGAGCUCACUUCAUUGCACGGGACCCAUACGACCUGACGGGGGCCGCGCUGAUCCCAGCGUCGCCCGACGCCUGGACCCCCUACCCCCUGUACACCACGGAGCUGACCCCCGGCCUCCCUCACGCAGCCUUCACUUACCCGGCGGCCGCUGCCGCCGCCGCAGCCCUCCACGCCCAGGUGAGGGACCAACCGAUGCGCUGGUACCCUACUCCCUCUGAGACUUCCCAGCCUGGAUGGAAGUCCCGGCAGUUUUGUUAGAUGUUUAGCAUCUGGAAACCCCACCUUUGUCCAGCUGAAGUGAGGUUUGCCGAGCUCAUUAAUUUAAUCAGGUUUAUUUAAUGGACAGAUGUGCAUUAUUAUAAACAAACGGUAUUUAUAUCUUCUCCUAAACGUUUCUGGGGGAGUCUGAGUUGAAACCAUCUUGCUGUCGACAAUCUGAGCUUAACCUUGGCAACUAUUGCGGUACCAUCCUAGCACUACUUAAAACCUCAUGCAAUCCCCCAGUCAAACUCCAUGGAUCAUCAUUGCUGAGGAAAACUGACACAUUGGAGUUGGUUGUUAAGCUAUUCCUUCCGCGGGUUCCUGCUCCUGGGAGGCUUGAAAGCAUCGAGUCAUUGCAUGUUAGUAUUUUGGCAUGAACUUAGAAUGCAGAGUCCUGUGUAUCCUGAUUUUCUUAGUGUUUGUGUUGCCUCCUUACUUGGACUAGACAGCAAAAUGUUUUGUUUUCCUGUAGAACCUUGCUCUUACCUCCUGUGAAAGCUAGGCUGUUGUGUUAAUGGCUUAUCUCGCAUGGACCUUGUGAAUGCAUCCCUAUGUUCUGACAAUCCCCGUCCUUUAUGAUCAUAUCAGUGUCUGUCAUUAUUUGAGCAAUGGAAAAGUACAAAUAUUUUUGUACUUUUUGUGUAAUGUAUAUUUAUGCAUUUUUGUGCAACUAAAUAAUGAACCUGUAUAAGUUGGAUGUUUAGUCGUCUCUUGUGUUUUUGGUGUUAAUUUUUUGAUCCUAUAAUCCUGUUGAAGUAGUUUUAAAGAAGAAAAAAAGUGCAAUUUGUUUAAAGGGGUUGUAGGUAUCUGUCAAAUGGAAGUAUCCUGAAAGUGGCUCGUGCCAUUGUGCUAAAAUGAGAUUGCCAUAAAACGGUCUUUCAGAAUGUGAAACUGGACUACAAGCGACUAGGGUUGUGUUUUGGGGGCAUUUUGAAACAGACGGGAUUAGAAUAAUGGAGAAAUUUAGUUUGUGGUUUAGAAAAUGUUUGUCUUUGUAUCUGCUGUGCAUAAGAUGUAAAUAAAAAAAAAUCCAUCUUAUGAAUAAAGGAAGUGAAUGCA